CGCUGGCGUAGACGUUUCCUGGCUAUGGUGGUGGUGGCAGCGGCGCCGAGCGCGGCCUCGGCGGCCCCCAAAGUGCUACUCCUAUCUGGUCAGCCCGCCUCCGGCGGCCGAGCGCUGCCGCUCAUGGUUCCGGGCCCGCGAGCCGCAGGGUCGGAGGCGAGCGGGACACCGCAGGCUCGCAAGCGGCAGCGCCUCACGCACCUGAGCCCGGAGGAGAAAGCGCUGCGGAGGAAACUGAAAAACAGAGUAGCAGCACAGACUGCGCGAGAUAGAAAGAAAGCCCGGAUGAGCGAGCUGGAGCAGCAAGUGGUGGAUUUGGAAGAAGAGAACCAGAAACUCCAGCUAGAAAAUCAGCUUUUACGAGAGAAAACUCAUGGGCUUGUGAUUGAGAACCAGGAGUUAAGGACACGCUUGGGGAUGAAUGCCCUGGUUACUGAAGAGGUCUCAGAGGCAGAGUCCAAGGGGAAUGGAGUAAGGCUGGUGGCCGGGUCUGCUGAGUCCGCAGCACUCAGACUACGUGCGCCUCUGCAGCAGGUGCAGGCCCAGUUGUCACCUCCCCAGAACAUCUUCCCAUGGAUUCUGACGCUGUUGCCUCUUCAGAUUCUGAGUCUGAUAUCCUUUUGGGCAUUCUGGACAAGUUGGACCCUGUCAUGUUUUUCAAAUGUCCUUCCCCAGAGUCUGCUAAUCUGGAGGAACUCCCAGAGGUCUACCCAGAAGGACCUAGUUCCUUACCAGCCUCCCUUUCUCUGUCAGUGGGGACCUCAUCAGCCAAGCUGGAAGCCAUUAAUGAACUCAUUCGUUUUGACCAUGUAUACACCAAGCCUCUAGUCUUAGAGAUCCCCUCUGAGACAGAGAGCCAAACUAAUGUGGUAGUGAAAAUUGAGGAAGCACCUCUAAGCUCUUCAGAAGAGGAUCACCCUGAAUUCAUUGUCUCAGUGAAGAAAGAACCUUUGGAUGAUGACUUCAUUCCCGAGCUGGGCAUCUCAAACCUGCUUUCAUCCAGCCAUUGUCUGAGACCACCUUCCUGCCUGCUGGAUGCUCACAGUGACUGUGGAUAUGAGGGCUCCCCUUCUCCCUUCAGCGACAUGUCUUCUCCACUUGGUACAGACCACUCCUGGGAGGACACUUUUGCCAACGAACUUUUCCCCCAGCUGAUUAGUGUCUAAAGCCACCCACCACUGGGCUCCUUCCCUGAUCAUCACACUGCCUAGAGGAUAGCAUAGGCCUGUCUGCUUCACUAAAAGCCAAAGUAGAGGCUAUCUGGCCUUAUAAGAAUUCCUCUAAAGUAUUUCAAACCUCUUAGAUGACUUCCAAGUAUUGUCUUUUGACACUCAGCUGUCUGAGGUCUUCAAAGGUAUUCCAAUACUACAGCUUUUGAGAUUCUCAUUAUCUUAAAGGUGGUAGCAUGCUCUAAAUCAUAGGGAAAGUCAUCUGACAGUUAUCGUUCAGCCUGGCUAUGUAGCCGAGGCUAAGCUGAAACUUGUGACCCUCUUGACCCCACUCCCAAGUGCUGGACUUUACCAGGUGUGCAGCUCCACACCGGCCUCUUCACAUGUCCUGAAGUAGACAUGAGAGUCACCAGUUCUUUCUCUCCUCCCCGCCCCACAGGUUUCUUUUGUUUCCUUCUACAAGCAGAGAAACAGCAACCUGAGGGGCCUGUCCUUCCUUAUGUCCAGUUCAAGUGAAGAUCAAGAAUCUUUGUAAAAUUAUUGGAAAUUUACUGUGUAAAUGCUUGAUGGAAUCUUCUUGCUAGUGUAGCUUCUAGAAGGUGCUUUCUCCAUUUAUUUAAAACUACCCAUGCAAUUAAAAAAGCAACGCAGCAUCCCCGUUGAAUGAUUUUA
Rattus norvegicus (Norway rat) is the source of this 1841-nucleotide messenger RNA. It is a transcript of the gene Xbp1, whose product is annotated as X-box binding protein 1. The record is from RefSeq and is marked validated. The transcript has 5 exons. Gene Ontology annotation, cellular component: endoplasmic reticulum; endoplasmic reticulum membrane; presynapse. Gene Ontology annotation, biological process: transcription by RNA polymerase II; endoplasmic reticulum unfolded protein response; response to nutrient. Bases 25 to 828 code for a protein of 267 amino acids. NCBI's taxonomy places the organism in Eukaryota, Metazoa, Chordata, Mammalia, Rodentia, Muridae. Gene Ontology annotation, molecular function: sequence-specific DNA binding; DNA-binding transcription factor activity.